AGACGGAGCAGGCGGAUGACUCUAUUCAACCAAGCUUGGUCCCAGUAAUUUAGUUAUCACACCAUGGAGGACCACAGCAGGGAUGACAUGGACUUGAAAGAAGAAUCUGCACAGGUGUGGUCUGAAUCAGCUGAGCAGGAACAGAGCACUGCUCAGGUUCACUUUGUCCCGGAAGGUGGAACGGUGGCUCAGAUCGUGUACAGCGAUGACCAAGACCGUCCUCCGCAACAGGUGGUCUACACGGCCGACGGCACCUCUUACACCUCAGUGGAUACCUCAGAGCACACGCUGGUUUACAUCCAUCCUGUGGAGGCCACUCAGACUCUGUUUACAGACCCGUCCCAAGUGACUUAGCAGGAUGCAACUACGCAGCAGGUGUCAAUACCUGUGCAUAACCAGGUCUUGCCUCCUAUGGAGGCCGUGGAUGAUGCUACUCCUCUAGAAGCUUUGCAGAACCCAAUGGAUAGCAUGGAAACAAAAGAGGAAAAUGAUGCGGAUGAGGAAGAUGAUGAGGAAGAGGAGGAGGAGGAAGAGGAGGAGGAGGAAGAGGAGGAGGAAGAGGGGGAAGAUACAGACAUGGAUGAAUGGGACCCUGAUCCACCUCGCCCCUUUGACCCAAAUGACCUGUGGUGUGAAGAGUGUAAUAACGCCCAUCCCUCUGUUUGCCCCAAGCACGGACCCUUGCACCCGAUCCCAAACCGACCAGUAUUAACAAGAGCGAGAGCCAGCCUCCCCCUGGUCCUUUACAUAGACAGAUUCCUGGGAGGAGUGUUCUCCAAACGACGCAUUCCGAAGCGCACACAGUUUGGCCCUGUGGAAGGACCUCUGGUCAGGCAGUCAGAGCUCAAGGACUGCUACAUCCAUUUAAAGGUGUCCCUCGAGAAGGGUGACCGAAAAGAUUGGGAACUGCAGGAAGAUCUCUGGUUUGAGCUGUCCAGCGAGGCUCUUUGCAACUGGAUGAUGUUUGUGCGACCUGCCCAGAAUCAUCUAGAACAGAACCUCGUCGCCUACCAAUACGGCCAUCAUAUUUAUUUCACAACCAUUAAAAACAUUGAGCCUAAACAAGAACUCAAGGUGUGGUAUGCCGCCUCAUACGCCGCGUAUGUGAAUCAGAAGAUCCAUGAUAUAACUGAGGAGGAAAGGAAAGUUCUCCGAGAGCAAGAGAAAAACUGGCCGUGCUACGAGUGCAAUCGGCGGUUCAUGAGCUCCGAACAGCUCCAGCAGCACCUCAACUCCCAUGAUGAAAAGCUGGACUUCUUCAGCAGAGCACGAGGCAGAGGUCGUGGACGAGGAAAGCGGCGGUUUGGACCAGGCAGGCGACCGGGUCGCCCUCCUAAAUUCAUGCGCUUGGAAGUAACUGGUGAAAACGUGGGGAAAUGUGCAGAAGGGACACAGGAUUUGCUGCAUUUCUCCAGCAAGGGGCAGUUUGAGGAGGCUGGACAAGCCCCUCUGAACGGCCUAGACCAACCAGAACAGACGCCUGCCCCGCCGGAGACUCCAUCCACAUUGGACCCCCAGCCCGAGAGCCAUCCGUUGCAGCUCCAGCCGCAUGAACCGACGGUGGCGCCUACCCAGAGCACCAUUACCGAAAACGACAUGCGGCGUGCAAAGCGUAUUCGGCUGGAGCAGCAGAAUGCAGCUCUCCAGCACUUAUUCAUCCGGAAGUCAUUCCGACCCUUCAAAUGCCUGCAUUGUGGGAAGGCUUUCCGUGAUAAGGACAAGCUCGAUCAGCACUUGGGGUUCCACGGACGGGAAGGCAAUUGCCCUCUGACCUGUGACAUUUGCAAUAAAGGCUUCAUCAACAGCAGCGCUCUGGAAAGUCACAUGAAGUUCCACUUGGACCAGAAAACCUACUCCUGCAUUUUCUGCCCCGAGUCCUUUGACCGCUUGGAUCUGCUGAAAGAUCACGUGGCGAUCCACGUGAACGAUGGCUAUUUCACCUGUCCUACCUGUAAAAAGCGAUUUCCGGAUUUUAUCCAGGUAAAGAAGCAUGUGCGCAGCUUCCAUUCGGAAAAGAUUUACCAAUGCACAGAAUGUGACAAGGCUUUCUGCCGCCCCGAUAAGCUGCGUCUCCACAUGCUGCGCCACUCGGACCGCAAGGACUUCCUGUGCUCCACCUGCGGGAAACAGUUCAAGUCUAAAACAAUCAAGCCUCGGAUAGCCUCGACCGACUACGAGAGCUUCAUGUUCAAGUGUCGCCUGUGCAUGAUGGGCUUCCGGAGGAGAGGCAUGCUGGUGAAUCAUUUAUCAAAGAGACAUCCAGACAUGAAAAUAGAAGAGGUGCCAGAGCUAACACUGCCCAUCAUCAAGCCCAACAGAGAUUAUUUCUGUCAGUACUGUGAUAAGGUUUAUAAGAGUGCCAGCAAACGCAAAGCGCACAUUCUGAAGAAUCACCCGGGUGCCGAGCUUCCUCCGAGCAUCCGAAAGCUCCGUCCAGCGGGCCCAGGAGAGCCAGACCCCAUGCUGAGUACCCAUACCCAGCUCACGGGCACGAUAGCGACUCCACCCGUUUGCUGCCCUCACUGUUCCAAGCAGUAUAGUAGCAAGACCAAAAUGGUGCAACAUAUUCGCAAGAAGCACCCGGAAUUCGCUCAGAUCCCGACGAAUACGAUACACGUGCCAUUGACGACGGCGGUCAUCAGCACCGCGCCUGCAGUUUUAACUGCUGACAGCACCGCUGGGGAGACAGUAGUGACAACAGAUCUGCUGACCCAAGCAAUGACAGAGCUGUCACAGACGCUGACAACAGACUACCGAACCCCGCAGGGUGAUUUUCAGCGAAUACAGUACAUCCCUGUGUCACAGUCCACAACGGGCUUACAGCAGUCUCAGCACAUACAGCUGCAGGUCGUACAAGUGGCUCAGGCUACCUCACCCCACCAGUCCCAGCAUUCCACGGUGGACGUGGGGCAGCUGCACGACCCACAGACGUAUACCCAGCAUGCCAUCCAAGUACAGCACAUCCAGGUUGCGGAACCAGCCCCUGCAGCCCCGCCUUCCUCACAGGUGGGAAGUAAGCCCUUAAGCCCUUCGUCACAACCAUCCCAGCAGGAACUCAGCCCUUCCCAGUUGCAAACACCCACCACCUCCCAAAGCCAAACUCUCCAGCCACAGCAAGGCUCCUCCGUUCAACAAACAUACUUACCCAGCACGUGGAACUCAUUCCCCAGCUAUUCUUCUGAGAUUCAGUAUGUGAUCGCAGAGACUGCUGUCGGGGCUCCUGUCACUGCAGGGCAAGUGAAGCCUGUUGCCCAGACACAUUAUGUAAUAUCCGGAGGUCAAUCUGAACUAGAUGUAAAACCAAACCUUUCGCUUUCCAGUGGUGUAGAAGUGGACUUGGCCCAGCCAUCGACACAUUCUGACCCCCUGGAAUCCCCAACAGCCAAUCAGCAGCAGACAACACAAUACAUCAUCACAACCACCACUAAUGGCAAUGGAAGCAACGAAGUGCACAUUGAAAAGCCAUGAACUUCCUUUGCAGUGGAUAAAUGAAGACAUUCGGUUGGGCCAGCUGACUUUCCAGGACGUUCCCCUAAAAAUAUGGAGCACCAAGAGCUGUUUUUUUUAUGUUUUCA
This is a messenger RNA of Gekko japonicus, 3575 nucleotides long. Its product is annotated as PR domain zinc finger protein 10-like. Lineage: Eukaryota; Metazoa; Chordata; Lepidosauria; Squamata; Gekkonidae. Gene Ontology annotation, biological process: regulation of transcription by RNA polymerase II; cell fate commitment. Gene Ontology annotation, cellular component: nucleus; cytoplasm. Gene Ontology annotation, molecular function: DNA-binding transcription factor activity; RNA polymerase II cis-regulatory region sequence-specific DNA binding; histone deacetylase binding. The record is from RefSeq and is a predicted model, not a curated record.